Molecule: messenger RNA, 1026 nt
Organism: Plenodomus lingam JN3
Lineage: Eukaryota; Fungi; Ascomycota; Dothideomycetes; Pleosporales; Leptosphaeriaceae
Biological process (GO): U4 snRNA 3'-end processing; TRAMP-dependent tRNA surveillance pathway; exonucleolytic trimming to generate mature 3'-end of 5.8S rRNA from tricistronic rRNA transcript (SSU-rRNA, 5.8S rRNA, LSU-rRNA)
Cellular component (GO): nuclear exosome (RNase complex); cytoplasmic exosome (RNase complex)
Molecular function (GO): RNA binding
Source: RefSeq, a predicted model, not a curated record
AUGCCAGUUUCCAUCCUUCCACCCAGCGCAUUGCUUCCACCUCGUCGCGAUGCACAACCAGACGAUUCCGAUGUCGACAUGUCCGACGAUGAUGUUCCAAUGUCCACAGAUACGAAGUCUAUCGUCACUCCUGGCGAGCACAUCACCUCAGAUCCGCAAUGGAUGCGUGGCCACGGUACCUACGUACCUCCAGACUCGAGCACCAUCAUUUCAACUGUCGCAGGCCACCUGCACAAGACCAAUAAGCUGCUCUCAGUGCAACCACUUCGUGCGCGCUAUCAGCCUGAAAUUGGCGAUUUGGUGAUAGGAAGAAUUGUGAGCGUGCAGACGAAGAAAUGGAGUGUGGAUAUUGCGGCGCCCAUGCUUGCGAAUUUGCCAUUGAGCAGCAUCAAUCUGCCAGGUGGUAUCUUGCGAAGGAGAACAGCAGUGGACGAGUUGAACAUACGAACUUUUUUCUCAGAAGGCGAUUUGCUGGUCGCCGAAGUGCAGUCGCUACAUCAAGACAACACUGCGUCUUUGCACACACGAUCGCUAAAAUAUGGCAAAUUACGAAACGGCCUAUUCACGAGUCUGACUGGUGCGGGCGGGGGUAUACUUUCACGAAGAGGUGGUGUAGUCCGGUCACGAAGACAAGUAUUCACACUCAACACGGCUGCUGGAGAGAUCGAUGUUAUCCUUGGUGUCAAUGGCUACAUCUUCAUCUCCAAACACAUCACUACAACCGCAGACCCAAAAGAGAUUGGUAUUAAUCGGCUCGAUGAGAGUGUAACCGAGACCCUCUAUUCGAGUCAGAACGACGAUAUUGAGCCUGCUGUUAUGCGGGAAAUUACUCGUGUUAGCACCCUAAUCAGGGGACUAGUUGCCUGCGGAACCAAAGUUGACGAAGACAUGAUUGUCAAAGUCUACGAGGGAGCAGUGGAGCUCGAAGCCGAAGAACAGAGUCUGGGCGGUGUAGAUACGGGUAUCGGAGCCAAGGGCAUAGUCGAAGCCGUACUUGGCCGGCUGGAGCUUGAGGCUGGUGGGUGA